CCACCCCCCUCCACUGCCAUCGAGAAGAACGCGCGGGGCGUCCCUGAGUAAGAUGGCCGCGAGCCUGGACUCGCUCCGCCGAGGCAGUGGCAACCACCACCACACGCCACCCACACGUGCAGCUCGCUUGGCUGCUACUGGGGCGUAGUUGGGGUGGGUGGAGACGCGACAGGCGGCGGUGGGAGGGUGGGUUACUCAUGGACUCCAACGCUCCGGGAGUUGCCGGCGAGAAGCGGGAGAUGCUGGUGGUGAAGCCGAGCGGCGCGCCAGCUCUGGCGGCCCUGAGGGACGUGCGGCCGUUGCCACCGCUGCCGGAGAAAUGCAAACUGAGCAGGGCCGACAUUGGCCGCUACAGUCGGCAGCUAGUGCUGCCUGAGCUCGGAGUUAAGGGGCAGCUGAAGAUUUCGAAUACUUCAGUGCUGGUCGUGGGCUGUGGUGGCCUCGGCUGUCCCGUUGCUCAAUACCUCGCCGCUGCCGGCAUUGGCCGUCUGGGCCUGGUUGACCACGACUCGGUGGAGCUGAGCAACCUGCACCGGCAGGUGCUGCACACGGAGCAGCGUGUAGGGGAGGAGAAAGCCGCCUCUGCUGCCUGCGCAGUUGCUCAACUGAACUCGACUGUGGAGGUCGUGCCAUACCACCUGCUCCUGUCUCAAAAAAACGCUCUGCAACUCGUACGACAGUAUGAUGUGGUGGCCGACUGCUCGGACAACGUGGCCACGCGAUACCUCGUCAGCGACGUGUGCGUCCUCGCGGGGAAGCCGCUCGUGUCGGCAAGCGCGCUGCGCAUGGAGGGACAGCUGACCGUGUACAAUCAUGAAGGUGGCCCUUGCUACCGGUGCCUCUACCCGACUCCACCACCGCCCGAAACGGUCACCAACUGCUCAGACGGGGGUGUGCUGGGAGUGGUGCCUGGAAUCAUGGGGAGCCUGCAGGCGCUGGAAGUGCUGAAGGUUGCUGCUAGAAUGGGCUCCAGCUACUCGGGGCGGUUGCUAGUAUUGGACGGGCUGGAGGGGCGGAUGCGCUCUGUGUCAUUGCGAGGACGGCGCAUGGGAUGUGCCACGUGUGGGGACGCGCCGUCCGUCACUGCCUCCAGCCUGCCUGACUACGAGGCCUGGUGCGGCGCCGCCGCCACCGACAAGUGCCGAAGAUUGAUGCUGCUGAAGAAAGAGGAGAGAGUAACGGUGGAGGAGUACAAGGCGCUGCUGGACGAGGAGUUGCCGCAUGUGCUACUGGACGUGCGCCCCACCGUGGAGGUGGACAUUUGCCAUCUGCCGCACUCCCUGAAUAUCCCCCUGAGUAGGCUGGAGCGGUGGAACGCGGCAUGGCCGGCGAAAGUGGCCGGGCCCGGCCAAGAACUCAAGACGCCGGUGGAGUUUGAUGACGAUGCGGGGCUUGCCGAGGAGGUGGCCAGCGCCGACGGGCUUCGGUUCGGAGGACGGCAGUCGUCGCCGGAGGCCAGAUCGCCUGGACAGGGAGUGGAGCUGCUGCUGGAGAGGAUUUGGGAGGAGAGGAGGAAGGCAACCGGCGGAGGGAGUGAUACCGAGUUACCAGUGUUCACAAUCUGCAAGCAGGGCAAUGACUCCCAGGUGGCCGUGACGCUGCUGCGGCGGGCACUGGCGGACGCCGGCGAGGCCGUGAGCGUGCGGGAUGUGGCCGGGGGCCUAGCUGCCUGGGCCGCCACCGUCGACCCCGACUUCCCCCAGUAUUGAGCAAGUGCCACGUGGCCGUCUGAACUGCGUGAUGGAAUUCGCGUGAGGCCCUCUCCGAGAGUGGCCUAUAUUGCUGAAGAUUCUGUAAAGCAGGCGUGGGGAGCCCACGGUUCGCAGACCUGGCACAACCUGCUGGCACACAAGGCACAACCUGCUGGCACACAAGGACGACCACUCAGAAACGGCCCCAAAACAGUAUCCAAUCACUGCGGAUGUCCUAGCCGCACGAAUCGGGUACGAGAAAGGGAAUAUUUUUGACCUGACAACAACACCUGGUUUAUCAUUUUUGCAUGCUCAGUUCUGUCACUGUACAAGCCUCUUGCAGCUACAGAAGUGACCAAGUGAGGUGUGUUAGUGUCAAAGUGUGGUGCCACCCCCCCUUCACCAGUGUUUGAAAGUCCUACUCGGCCCUGCUUAAGCAAAAGGUCCCCCAACCCUGCCCUAAAUGGUCUGGGUUGUGAGGCUGCCAAUCUUGCUGGACUGCCAGGUGGUCAGGAGGUAGCACUACAGCAAGUGGGUUUGUGAGCCCAUCUGGAUGGACUUUUGAGUGUUAUUGCCACGUAUGCCAUGAUGAGUUUUCUCUACGUACUCCCACUUUUAAGCAAUACACACUUAAAGAGGAUUGAGCAAUGUCGCUUGCAGAAUACUUCUAAAAAAGUACCAAGGCCCAUUGAGGUCUUCCUGGAAAAGUAAAUAUUAUUUUCUUAAUAUUUUAUUUUUGGGAAAUUCCUACAUCUUUAAUUGCAUGUGUUGUAAAAUAGCAGUCAUUUAAACAAUUGUUUUAAGCUUUUACAAGCUUCCCCUUUGGCAGGCACACACCUGAUUGAAUAGCUGUCACUAAAACGAGUUCACUUUUGUGAUAAAGACACUCUGAGUAUCUUGA
Petromyzon marinus (sea lamprey) is the source of this 2592-nucleotide messenger RNA. It is a transcript of the gene MOCS3, whose product is annotated as molybdenum cofactor synthesis 3. The record is from RefSeq and is a predicted model, not a curated record. Gene Ontology annotation, cellular component: cytosol; cytoplasm. Gene Ontology annotation, molecular function: URM1 activating enzyme activity; adenylyltransferase activity; thiosulfate-cyanide sulfurtransferase activity. NCBI's taxonomy places the organism in Eukaryota, Metazoa, Chordata, Hyperoartia, Petromyzontiformes, Petromyzontidae. Gene Ontology annotation, biological process: tRNA wobble position uridine thiolation; protein urmylation.